Molecule: messenger RNA, 2893 nt
Organism: Serpula lacrymans var. lacrymans S7.9
Lineage: Eukaryota; Fungi; Basidiomycota; Agaricomycetes; Boletales; Serpulaceae
Exons: 3
Biological process (GO): negative regulation of transcription by RNA polymerase II
Cellular component (GO): nucleus; transcription repressor complex
Molecular function (GO): protein binding
Source: RefSeq, a predicted model, not a curated record
UGCACGAGGCCCGGAGAAAUGCGCUCUAUUACGAUACUGACUGGAAGCACGAUGGGCACGAGGCAAACACGAUUUCAUCCAUCGAUACAUCGAUACCCAACUCAACUCUUACCCACAACCCCCACUCUCACACAACCCAAGCUCUCAUCUCGUCUAAUACCAUUCGAAAUAAUCAAGAAAAAACAUGCCCCUCACUCAGAGUGGAGCUAAUCCAGAGGCCAAUAUCCGUACUUACAACGAUGUCACUGGCAAUCAAGUCAAUACCACUACAAACAUCACAAACGUCCACACUGGUUCUGGAGACGACGCUAUCCUAGCGAUGUUGAAACCAGUCGAUCACAACCGCAACUACGUCCAACCGUGCAUGGAUGGCACCCGAGAGGACAUCUUCACGGAAAUUCAACACUGGCUCGACCAACCGGCGGACGCACAGGAAGGAAAGAAUAUCCUUUGGAUCACAGGAAGCCCAGGAGCUGGGAAAUCAGCCAUCGCAUCUAGCUUGAUCUCGAAGCUUAGAGCCGAUCGUCGUCUCGGUGGAUCGUUCACUUUUCGUAGAGGCGAUACGGUAUUGAGUGACCCUGCGGCGCUUUGGCGAACUGUCGCUUUCGAUCUUGCUCGUUUCAACACGGAUAUCGCAUCCGCCGUCAUCACCGCUCUCAAGGAGGGAAGCGUGGAUCCUCAAAGACCCGAUAUCGCAGCUCAUUUCGACAUCCUUAUCAAGGAGUCAUUGGAGCAGAUGAACGAAAAAUUGGUAGCCCAAAAAAAUCCGAGGUAUCCUGUAGUGGUCGUAGAUGCUUUGGACGAGUGUGGCGAUUCGUCUCAAAACCCACAACGUAAAACUCUUCUCGAUACCCUUACGCGAUGGUCUAAGCUCCCGAAGACAAUUAAGUUGAUAAUCACAGGCAGAGACGACCGUUUACCCGAGCCCUUUCGUCAAGCCUGCCAAAAAAUUGUCCUCCCAACAGGAGAUAAGGUGACGCCUGCAGCAUCAGACGACAUUCAGACGUUCUUUGAAAGCCGUUUCAAGGAACUGACGACCGACAUUCCAUCGUUGGCCCAAGCCGGUUGGCCAGCACCAUAUGACAUUCAACGACUCAAAGCUCGUGCUGCAGGCCUUUUCAUAUGGGCCAAAACCGCGAUGAGUUUCAUCGAAGAAGGAGAACCUGAGGAACUACUGACGUUCAUACUUUCCGGUGGCUCUGUCACAGGACAGGGAGAUGUUUACCACUUGUAUAGUCAAGUUGCCACACACGCCCUCAGCAACAUUCAGAAGCACCAGGCUAUCGAAGUGGCGUUGCAACCUUUGUUGCAAACUAUCGUUUUUGCCAAGGUCCCGCUGUCGCGCGAACACCUGAAAUACUUCUUGGUCGUCCCUGUCAAGGAAACGACCAUCGACAUCGUUUUUCGUGAAUUUAAGUCUGUCAUAUCAAUUGGUGAAGAUGGACUCGUUCGCAUAGGUCAUUUAUCAUUUGUAGAGUUUCUUCUUGACUCUGAUCUAUGUCCUGAGCCCCUCCGUACUCCUCGUGCCGCAGCGAGCACCUGCAAUCUCCAUUUCUUACGUUCAUGCUUACAAAUUAUGGAUGAUUCCACUUACGGUCUCAGAUUCAAUAUCUGCAAGUUGGAGUCUUCGUACCUUCUUAACGAAGACGUCGAGGAUCUUCAUGAACGUAUGAAGAAGUACAUUAGCGGCCAUCUUCACUACGCAUGUCGAUACUGGGGCCCUCACCUCGUAGAUGCUUCGGGAUGCCUGUCUAGUUGCCACUGGCUCUCAAGUAUGCUUUGGUUAUUGUUCAAAAAGAAUCUACUGCAUUGGUUGGAAGUGAUGAGUCUGUAUCGCGACACCAAUGCUGCAUCGGCCAUGGUUCUUACCAUCCUUUCCCUAUUGCGCAGCAUUGAAACUAAAUUAGGAGAGUUCGCCGACGACGCGCACAAAUUUAUCGCUCAUUUUGAUGUUCCCAUUUCAAAUAGCGUGCCUCAUAUUUACAUCUCUGCUCUGCCACUGGCGCCAGAGAGCUCGCUUGUGUCAAAGACAUAUAUGCCACAUUUCAAGCGUACGUUGAAAUUUAUGGGUAGGGACACAAAUUGGAGCCCCCUUCUGUAUACGCUUAGGGGACACUCCCAUGUUGUCAGUUGUGUUGCGUUCUCGCCAGAUGGAACAAAGCUUGCUUCGGGUUCUCAGGAUUGUACAGUGAGGAUUUGGGACGCUGCCACCGGUCAACUAAAAGCUGGCCCAUUUGAAGGUCAUAGUGACUGCGUUGACUGUGUUGCAUUCUCACCAGACGGAUUCACGGUUGCUUCGAGUUCACAGGAUAGUACCAUCAAGAUCUGGGAUAUGUCGGGCGAGCUGGAGGCUGUUCUUUUCGAAGGACAUGAAGGCGCUGUUACAUCUCUUGCAUUUUCACCUGUAGGAUCUAGGCUUGCUUCAGCGUCCGGAACCCUUAUUAGGAUCUGGGAUAUCAUUUCUGGUCAAGUGGUAGUUGGUCCAUUUAGUGAUAUAGAGGAGCAUCAUUCUAUCAGUAUUGUAUUCUCACUUGAUGGGUCCAUGGUCGCUGUGGCUGGCCUAUCAUUCGAGAGCGGUCUGACGAUGACGGUUUGGAAUAUUUCCACUGCACAGCCUGCGAAAAGCAUAGCAAAAAGCUACAAUCAUCAUACCUAUACCUUCACUGCAUUCUCUCUGGAUCUAUCAAAGUUUUGUUCGAGCUUGGAUGGUAAAACCAUCAGCAUUUGGGAUGUUGCUUCUGGGCAACUAGUAACUACUACGUCCCAACUUGCAGGCCGCGGUGAUAGUAUGGAUUGUGGUGCUGUCUCAUCAAACGGAUCCAAAAUUGCGUCAGGGUUUGAAGACAUGACUAUCAGGAUAUGGGAUACUGUUUCUGGCCAGCUAGUAGCUGGU